Suillus paluster is the source of this 1591-nucleotide messenger RNA. RefSeq lists its product as uncharacterized. The transcript has 9 exons. Gene Ontology annotation, biological process: regulation of transcription by RNA polymerase II. Bases 247 to 1464 code for a protein of 405 amino acids. Lineage: Eukaryota; Fungi; Basidiomycota; Agaricomycetes; Boletales; Suillaceae. Gene Ontology annotation, molecular function: DNA-binding transcription factor activity; RNA polymerase II cis-regulatory region sequence-specific DNA binding. The record is from RefSeq and is a predicted model, not a curated record.
GCUGCCUAAAUGAGCAAGAUGACAUAAGCCUGACUGCCAAAGCCACGAGUCGCGGACGCCUUCUGCCACAGUCUGCCAUCGACGCCACCCAAUUUCCCCAGCCGCCGCACGACGUCAGCCACAGGUUUAGCCACAACGAAAUCAAGCUCGAAUUGACGAGCGCAAUCAAGCCCCAAUAAAUUCAGAACAAAAAAAAGAUCAACUUAAGUCUGAACGGGCGAUCUAUCUACAUAGAAUCCAUCCAAGAUGGUCCGACAAACGAAACAGACACCGGAAGAGAAAAAAGAGUCUCAGAAGAGAAAGACGGUUCAGAAGAAAAAGGUGACAGAGACUGGGGUAUGGCCGUGCAAAAUCGAUGGUUGUAACAAGCAGUUUGCGAGAGAGGCCGAUCUUAAAAGGCACCAGCGAACUACCAAAUUACACUCCGUGCCAGGAUUUGCAUGUCCCCAAUGUGAUGCUACAUUUACACGAACUGAUGCACUACGUAGGCAUCAGAAGUCGAGACACAACGGUGUAAUCAUCGAACCUACGGAGGUCGAGAAGAAGAAGGGUAGCACCGAGAACGAGCCUCGGGCGUCAGGGUCGCAAUCUCACAGCCGAAGUCCAUCACCGUCGUCGGAGAAUCCACCCGAUAUUAUUGCUCCCCCUCUCGGUGCCAUUGGUGGUCCUCAAGGUCCACACAGUUAUUAUCGUCAACACACUAUGCCCGCAGGUGCAUACAUGACACCUCCACUUGGAGUCAUCGUUGAAGGUCAAUAUCCCCCCAGCGUUGGACUGCCAACAUCGUCGGCCCGAUUACACCAGGCAACGUGGCCCCCAGGUGCCUGGAUUCCUGACGGGUCGCAACCGCCGCCGCCCAUGGCAACUAUGGGCUAUCCACAUCCUUAUUAUUCAUAUUACCGCGGAAUACCUCACCCACCACCCCCUGAACUCAUGGCACAUCUACAAAACGGUGUCCAGCCGCAUUCUCCCUCACCUUGUGAUGAAUCAUCAAGCAUAAGUAGUCCUGGUUUGGCGAGUAUGCACAGUGGCGGUAACCACUCAGCAUCGGGGCGAACAGGAAACUUCCAGGGGAAUGAAUCAAGGUCUCCUGUCAUCGACCCUUCAUUAGACAUCUCACCAGUGUCACCAAAUACAAACCGCAAGACCGUAUCCCUCAAGGUCACUCACGCCGCCGUAGACGUCGCCUUGAAGUCAUCAGAAAGAGAGUCGCCGUGUGCGCCAGAUAGCAUCCAUUCACCACUCAGCCAUGUGGACCCUCGAUCAGUAUCACACCAUUCUAGCUCAGCUUCUAAUGGAGAACCAUCCGGACUAUUUUAUCCCUCGAGAUCACCGCCUCAUACUCACAGUUUCGAACGUCCACCUGAAAUGGAACACAUGCUCACUGAAGAUGGAGAGCCCAUGCUAAAUCCAGCCGAGCUUCUGACUCAGGAAUCCCUUGCAUCCCCUCCUCCAUCGCUAUAACAGUACUCUAUAUUAUUCACGCUAUUUCCCUUCGUUCUUCACAUGCAUUACCUUACUGUACUCACGCAUACAUAGCUUGCCUUCCGUGCAUAAAACAUUGGAAACUUUUGUAACACUCGCCCUAAUC